GUGAUAUCUUCAGCAAUAGAGUCUUAUCAUCUACUUCUGGUGGACAACCAAGAAGACUGGCAAGAGUCUGUAUUGUCUUGGGGGCCUUUGGGACCUCCCUGAUUGACAGGUCAAAAGGAGGUUUCCUACAUUCGACACUGGGAUUUUUGUUUAAUAAUCAUGGCUUCCAGAAUCAGCAUUAUCUAGCCAAGCAGGAUAUCUCCGUUCUAACUGCACUUUGACUUGCUGUCUUUUUACAGCAUGGACACCAGGUUGCUAAAAUCUUGCUUUGGGACUUCCAGUGAGUUGAAUUUUUUGGAUUUUAUGACAGAUUUCCUAGUGGUUCCUUUUUGUGAGUUGAUGUUCUGAAGUAACUGUCACAAUGAGUUCAGGCCUAUGGAGCCAAGAGAAAGUCACUUCACCCUACUGGGAAGAACGGAUUUUCUAUCUGCUUCUUCAAGAAUGCAGUGUAACAGACAAACAAACACAGAAGCUCCUGAAAGUACCCAAAGGGAGUAUAGGACAGUACAUCCAAGACCGUUCUGUGGGGCAUUCAAGAGUUCCUUCUGCAAAAAGCAAGAAAAAUCAGAUUGGAUUAAAAAUCUUAGAGCAACCACAUGCAGUUCUGUUUGUUGAUGAGAAGGAUGUUGUGGAAAUAAAUGAGAAAUUCACAGAGUUACUGUUGGCAAUUACCAACUGUGAGGAGAGGCUCAGCCUAUUUAGAAACAGAAUCCGACUCAGUAAAGGCCUCCAGGUAGACGUGGGCAGUCCUGUGAAAGUACAGCUGCGAUCUGGGGAAGAAAAAUUUCCAGGAGUUGUACGCUUCAGAGGACCCUUAUUAGCGGAGAGGACAGUGUCGGGGAUUUUCUUUGGAGUAGAAUUGCUGGAAGAAGGUCGUGGUCAAGGAUUCACUGACGGGGUAUAUCAAGGGAAGCAGCUCUUCCAGUGCGAUGAAGACUGUGGUGUGUUUGUUGCGUUGGACAAGCUGGAACUCAUAGAAGAUGAUGACAAUGGAUUGGAAAGUGAUUUUGCAGGUCCAGGGGAUACAAUGCAGGUUGAACCUCCCCCUUUGGAAAUAAACUCCAGAGUUUCUUUGAAGGUUGGAGAAAGUAUAGAAUCUGGAACAGUAAUAUUCUGUGAUGUUUUGCCAGGAAAAGAGAGCCUAGGAUAUUUUGUUGGUGUAGACAUGGAUAACCCUAUUGGCAACUGGGAUGGAAGGUUUGAUGGAGUACAGCUUUGUAGUUUUGCAAGUGUUGAAAGUACAAUUCUCCUGCACAUCAAUGACAUCAUCCCAGAUAGCAUGACACAGGAAAGGAGGCCUCCUAAACUUGCCUUUAUGUCAAGAGGUGUUGGUGACAAAAGUUCAUCUAGUCAUAAUAAACCAAAGGUUACAGGCUCUACCUCAGACCCUGGAAGUAGAAACAGAUCUGAAUUAUUUUAUAACUUAAAUGGGUCAUCUGUUGACUCACAACAAUCGAAAUCCAAAAAUCCAUGGUACAUUGAUGAAGUUGCAGAAGACCCUGCAAAGUCACUUACAGAGAUGUCUCCAGACUUUGGACAUUCAUCACCUCCACCACAACCUCCUUCCAUGAACUCCUUAUCCAGCGAAAACAGAUUUCACUCUUUACCCUUCAGCCUGACAAAGAUGCCCAAUACUAAUGGCACCAUUGCUCAUAGUCCACUCUCACUGUCAGUACAGUCUGUGAUGGGGGAGCUGAACAGCACACCUGUCCAGGAGAGUCUACCCUUGCCCAUCUCUUCUGGUAAUGCACACGGUCUAGAGGUGGGCUCACUGGCUGAAGUGAAAGAGAACCCCCCGUUCUAUGGGGUUAUCCGUUGGAUUGGCCAGCCACCAGGGCUCAGUGACGUGCUAGCUGGACUGGAACUGGAAGAUGAAUGUGCAGGCUGUACAGAUGGAACUUUCAGGGGCACACGCUAUUUCACCUGUGCCCUGAAGAAGGCGCUGUUCGUGAAACUGAAGAGCUGCAGACCUGACUCUAGGUUUGCGUCCUUGCAGCCUGUUUCCAAUCAGAUUGAAAGGUGUAACUCUUUAGCAUUUGGAGGCUACUUAAGUGAAGUAGUAGAAGAAAAUACUCCACCAAAAAUGGAAAAGGAAGGUUUAGAGAUAAUGAUUGGAAAGAAGAAAGGCAUCCAGGGCCAUUACAAUUCUUGUUAUUUAGACUCAACUUUAUUCUGCUUAUUUGCUUUUAGUUCUGCUCUGGACACUGUGUUACUUAGACCCAAAGAAAAAAAUGACGUGGAAUAUUAUAGUGAGACUCAAGAGCUACUAAGAACAGAGAUAGUUAAUCCUCUGAGAAUAUAUGGAUAUGUGUGUGCCACAAAGAUUAUGAAACUGAGGAAGAUACUUGAAAAAGUUGAGGCUGCGUCAGGAUUUACCUCUGAAGAAAAAGAUCCUGAAGAAUUUCUAAAUAUCCUGUUUCAUGAUAUUUUAAGGGUUGAACCAUUGUUAAAAAUAAGGUCAGCAGGUCAAAAAGUUCAAGACUGUAACUUCUAUCAAAUUUUUAUGGAAAAAAAUGAGAAAGUUGGAGUUCCUACAAUUCAGCAGUUACUAGAAUGGUCUUUUAUCAACAGCAACCUGAAAUUUGCAGAGGCACCAUCAUGUUUGAUUAUCCAGAUGCCUCGGUUUGGAAAAGACUUUAAACUAUUUAAAAAAAUUUUUCCUUCCUUGGAGUUAAAUAUAACAGAUUUACUUGAAGACACUCCCAGGCAGUGCCGCAUCUGUGGAGGACUUGCGAUGUAUGAGUGUAGAGAGUGCUAUGAUGACCCUGACAUCUCAGCAGGGAAGAUCAAGCAGUUCUGUAAGACCUGCAGCACUCAGGUUCACCUUCAUCCGAGGAGGUUGAAUCAUACUUAUCACCCAGUAUCACUUCCCAAAGACUUGCCUGACUGGGACUGGAGACAUGGCUGCAUCCCCUGUCAGAAGAUGGAGUUAUUUGCUGUUCUCUGCAUAGAAACGAGCCACUACGUUGCUUUUGUGAAGUAUGGGAAGGAUGACUCUGCCUGGCUGUUCUUUGACAGUAUGGCUGAUAGAGAUGGUGGUCAGAAUGGCUUCAACAUUCCACAGGUGACGCCCUGCCCGGAAGUGGGAGAGUACUUGAAGAUGUCUCUGGAGGAUCUACACUCUUUGGACUCCAGAAGAAUUCAAGGCUGUGCACGCAGACUUCUCUGCGAUGCAUACAUGUGCAUGUACCAGAGUCCAACCAUGAGCUUGUACAAAUAACCAGGUCAUCUGAAACUGGCAGAGAUGGAGCACAAAGCUUAACGCUCCAUUUUCCUCCAGCUGGUGGUUCUACAGGCGCCCAUUGCCGGCAGUGGGUGUCUUUUGUGAUGAUGGGCCUUCAGCAAAGGAUUGCUGUGUUUCCAAACAAAUUGCUUUUGUGUUCCUGAAGUAUUUAAUAAGAAGCAUUUUGCACUCUAGGAAGUAUGUUUGUGUUGGUUUUUUAAGAAGUCUUAAUGAAGUUAUUAAUACCUGAAAUUUUAAGUUAACUGCAUUGAUAUGAUAUUUUUGGAAGCAUACAAUUUUAAUUGUGACGUUUAAAACCUCUUUUAGUCCAAUGAGGAUGUAAAUAAAUAUUUCUUCUUAUGGACCAAGGAUAUGAAAUAAUUUUUCUUUUGUAGCUAAUGAUUGCCUUGAGGGAAAAUAAUAUGGUUUUAUUAAGAGUCGACCUUUACUCCAGUUGUUGAAGGUGUGCUGACUUUAAUUGUUAAUUUUUCCUACAUAAUGCUGAUUUCCUGCAUGUCUGUACUUUGCCAAGUUUCUGUGUUCCUGCAGCAGUGGUCAGAACAUGUUGAAAUUCCUUUUGUGGUGUUAUUUUCUAUUCUGGUUUUAAGAUAAACGAGAGGCUCUGUCAUAAAAUGUCCAUUUUUGAUGUCUUCUUGGAGGAUUAGGGUACAAGACAAUUGAAGCAUCUCAGUCAUAAACAGGUUUUUCUGUAGGGACUUGUAAGUAUGGAACAAAGUGCACUGAUUUAUGAAAUGACAAGAGUGAUAAAUAAUAUAUUCUUGUACAGAUACAGAGUCCAGAGAAAAUAAAGUUUGCUUAGAGACAGUACUAACAUUUCCAUGAAAAGAUGUAAUAGAUAUUUAAAAUUCUCAUUUCAAAUAAAUUAUUUUAUUUUUAGUUUACAUGAACUUCUCUUAAUUUAAGUAAGACUGUGGUUUUGUUUAAUCAGAGAGUCUUAAACUCACUGAUAGCAGUUUUGUUUGACUUGAAACAGGAACAGCCAUAUCAGUGUGUUACUGGAAUGUUAGUGACAGCUUCAUCCUCCUGAUUGAAGAAGGAAAUAAUGGAUGUUGCCUUAGGACAGCUCGUAGUGUGUGUAUAGGCCAUUGGUGGACACUCUAGAGUGUUUGUUGUCUGCAUGUUUUGUGGUAUGGCUGUCUUUCUGGAAUAAUGUCAACCUCACAGAAAGACAGAAAAGGUAUUGUAUGUGUAGCAUAUGCCUUUAUAAAAUAUUUAAUGUCAAAAGAGUUUUAUAAAUCUUGCUGUUAUUUUUAAAGGCACUUUCCUUCUUGGUUUUAUUAUUCUAUUUUGCUAGCAUGUAUUAGCUUUAUAAAUCACAAGGCACAAAAGCUCUUCCAUCUUGUAAUCUUUGUACUUUUGUAAUGGAAAAGUACGUAUAUUCUGCACAGACUUUUGUAUAGCUGAAUGCCUACACUGAGUGCCACAACUAGUUUGGAAUGAAGACCUCCAGCUAUGGGCUGGCCUUCCUUCACCUAGGGGCAGGUGAGAAUGAUGAGCACAGGGGCUGAGCUCGCAGGCUCUGACCACCCAGAGUCAGUCACCCUAUAAUAAGUAUGUAUUGAAUGAGUCCGUUAGUGUGACUUUGUAAAGUUUAACUGUGGAAUGAUCAGGAAUCUGUAUAUAUAGGCAAGCCAGGUUUAACAGUAAAAGGGGGUGAGGGAAAACUUUUUUUUUUUUUAAUUGUAGAAAUGGAGGCAAAAUCCAUGUGGUAAGAGACCAGCUACUUGGCUUUCUGAGCAAAGGACUCAAUGCUUGUUUGGCAGUGGGUCCCAAGUUGGGGUGGCACUUUGUGAGCGAGUAGGACCAUGUCUACAGGCAAACCCUAGGAAGAUUUUUCUUGAAGUCGCACUCAGUGUUCUUUAGCAGUAGUGGGUAGGUGGGGCACACAGUGAAGGGCCCACUUUCAGUGGCUGGGGAGGCCCGAGGACCACAGGCCAGCAGGAGCUUUCCCCCCAUGCCUUCUUUUCCCUCUGGGUCCUCCUUCCUCAUUCUCUGUCCCCACAGAGCCUGGUUUGCCACCGAGGCAAUAGGGCUAGACUGUGUAAUGCAGAUAGCUUGUGUGCCUAUGGGUUAACCUAAUUUUUAAUCAGGUUUUUUUUUUUUUUUGUACUGUUUUCCCAUUGCCUUUGAAAAUGCUUUGAUUAUCCUUUUUUCUUAUCAAGAUGACAGUGUAGUAGGAUCAUCUUACUUACAAUAUGGUUUAUGAUCCAUGGCUACAAAUAGAAAAUAUAAGAAUUUAUAUUUUUCUACCUUGAAGCAAAUCUGUAUAUAUGUAUGAAGAGCCAGGGGGAUAGGCAGAGAGAGAGGGAAGGGAGCCAGGAAUACUUUUAAUACAUAAGCUAAAUGUCCAGCCCCUCACUGCCAGCUUCAUAGAGAGUCUAGCCCAAUCCACAAAGCAGUGUUUCCUAAGAUGGGGGAAAUAUAUUGAAAAACAGAAAUGGGUAUCUGUAUAGUGCAGCUGUUGGAAGUUGCUAUGCAUUGCAUCCUCCAAGUAGCUUAGAGUUUUUAUUACGUUUGCCAAAUGCUUAGGUAAAUGGCAAGGCUCAUCUUCCCUCAGACUCAUAUCUUUUUCUCUGCAUACCCUCUUGAGCACAAAUGAGGACAAAGGAUUGACUGUUAGGAGCUUGUCAAUUCUCUGGUGGUCUGAAUGUGGAAUUUUCAUAAAUCUAGGAGUAGCAACCCCACCCCCAGUUGGAGUUUAGUAAGCAGCUAGAUAAUCUUGUGUCUGUUUGAAGUAUCCUACACCGAGAAGGCUGUGCAAAAUACAAUGUUUGGCCUUCAUGAGUAACUGCCAACAAGUAUUUACUGGAUAUUUAUUAGGUGGCUAAUAUAUGGCAUAGACCCUAUGAGAGCGGGUGCCUGCUCUUCUACAGCAUCCUGCCCAAUUUCAACACCAGAGUACCCAUUGAUAGCAUCUUAGCCUGGGUGUGGGUGACAGGCCUUUGUGGGGACCACUUUGGGAGAUGUCGUAGAACAACAGGGAGAAGUAAAGAAAAAAAGAACAAAAACCCUAGGUCCUUUCUCCAUCACUUGCUCUGUGCCCAAACAAUAUCUUGACUUCCUGAGCUUGAGUGUUUUGCUCUGUGUAAUGAAGGGUUCAGACUGUGGAGUUGGAUAGGGGGAAGCAGUACAAAUUGUCAAUGUUCAGGACAUGCCUCGAUCUGAUAUCCUGUUGAAGGUAGGAAGUUUCAAACUCAGAAGCUCAUCAACAGAAACCAGUGGCCAGUGGGUAUGGAAUCAUAAGGUUGGAAGGUUUCAAAGAUCCCUUUUCCUUCUGUUACUGUGGGAUCAAACAAUGCUAGUAUCCUUAGCAGUUAUUCUAUAUAAGUGUGAAGAAGUGGGCAUUGUUUAUGUGUUUAUCUCUGUUUACAUGUGAACUUCUAUAAGAAGUGCAUUUGGUAUGUGUACCUACACCCUCUAUUCCUAGAGGGAUUGGUAGUCUUUGGAAUACACAUAAAUCUUAGAGGAUAUUUGAUGGUACUUACUUGGCUGUUUCCCUUUAUCCUGUUUCUAUAGAAAUAGAAACUGGGAGCCAAAGGAAUAGAUAAAAAUUUAUUUUCAUGUUGAAGGGGAAAAAAAUCACUGAAUUAAUUUCUCUCUACUACUUUUAAUGAAAACAUUUAAACUCAUGGGAAGAUUUUGCCUCCCCACCCCCACGUAACAGGCCGUCAUGUCAUAAAUAGGAUAUCCUUCUAAGAGAAGGUAGGUUAUAAGGCCUGUCAUUAAAAAACAAACAAGCGGAAAAACAAGGCCGCUUUCCUUGGGCUUGGUGAUUCCCACGCCAUCUCCAAUUCUUCCUCAGUGAAAUAACUCCUUAGUUCCAUAAUGCAGCUGGGUGGUGGAGAAGAAGAUGUUACAGUGGGAACUAGUGAGCAGAAAGGGUUGGAGGAGGCAGGAGCUGCCUGUCGGAGCUGAGGAUAGGCCUCACAUGAAUGCAAGCUUCUGUGGCUUUGGGCAUUGCACUCUUGUCAAAGGCAUGAAAGUACGGCUUCCUGUCAGGGAAUUAAUCUUGCUUCUGAGUGAGCUUCUGUUGUCUUAUUGGGUGGGGCACUGGGUGGUAGCAUCAGUGGACAUAUGCUUUGUCUCAUGAAUUCUAGAGUUGCUAAAGGGUUUCCCUUGAGUCCAAAUGUGGCAACAGAAGGUGAGUAGGGAGCUGGCCAGGAGUAGUGCACACUGGGAAAGCGGGGUGGGUGGGGGUAAACCCCUUCUGGUGGCCUUAAGUAGCAGUGAGUGUAUUCAGGAGCACCACAGGGUCCUGGCCUCUGUCUGGUAGUGCUGACCAUUUUGUUUCUUCAUGUUUUAGUUUCAUUUUCUUCCUAACAGAUUUGAGGGAAAAGGGCUGUUAGUGCAGGGGUUAUCCUUCCAGGCACCACCGGCCUUAGCACAGUGUACUUUUAAAUAUUGUUGACUUUCAUUAGUUAUUUAUUCUAAGGGGAUUAUACUGGAGACACAACUGUCUUUGGUCUCAUGUUAUGAAACAGCCUUAUACUGUGGAAUGCUAACUCUGGAGAAUUGCCCUCAUACCAGAAAUAUUCAUUUAAAAAAAAUCCCACUGGCCCUCUCUUAGGGGGUGGUUAUUAGCAGUCUGACCCAAAGGAACACAAUUUGUAUCCCAUUUCCUUUUCUGGUAUCUGUUUCAACUGUUUUUUUUUUUUUUUUCUUUUUUCCCAAAGAACAUCCUUUUGCUUAUGAGAAAAUGAAUAACAUCACAUAAAACAAUCCUUUUCUAUCAGAAUGCUCCAAUUUAGCCUUAAUUUUGUUAAACCUAGAAAUGAAUGGAGUGCUGCUGUGGAAAGAAAUGUACCAUGUACUAUUUCUGUAUCAUUAAAAUGAAUUUUAUGCUUC
Molecule: messenger RNA, 8089 nt
Organism: Psammomys obesus (fat sand rat)
Lineage: Eukaryota; Metazoa; Chordata; Mammalia; Rodentia; Muridae
Gene: Cyld
Product: CYLD lysine 63 deubiquitinase
Exons: 17
Coding region: 362-3220 (952 amino acids)
Biological process (GO): regulation of mitotic cell cycle; necroptotic process; positive regulation of extrinsic apoptotic signaling pathway
Cellular component (GO): cytosol
Molecular function (GO): cysteine-type deubiquitinase activity; K63-linked deubiquitinase activity
Source: RefSeq, a predicted model, not a curated record